AUGUCUAAAGCUAUUGUCAGAACUACCUUUGAGGCGACUCAUACCCUCCGUCCAAUCUUCACUGGAGGCAGCACAGCUCUUGACGCUAGUGGCCGCAUUCUGCUGACCUGUGUGGGCGAAGAUGCCUUGAUCGUGGACCUAGAGACUGGCGACCAGCUCGCCAGCCUGGAAGGAGAUGGAGAAACUCUCACAAGCUUGGCGAUCACACCAUCCGCAUCGCAUGCAAUUCUUUGCUCGCGAUCAAUGUCUAUGCGUAUCUACGCCCUGUCGCCUUUCGACGAAGAAUCUAAAUCUAUUGACGCGAAACUUGUUCGGACCCUUAAACCUCACACAGCACCGGUCGUGACAACCGCCAUUGAUCGUACCAGUACACUUUUGGCAACUGGCGGAGCAGAUGGCUCUAUCAAGGUCUGGGAUAUUCGCGGAGGCUAUGUGACACACACCUUCAAUGAUCGAGGUGUGAUCUCUGCCCUCUGUUUUUUCGAGGUCCCUACCAUAGAAGAUGUCAAGUCUUCAAGCAAGAAGAAAGCAUCGGGCGAUGAUGAUGAUGAUAUGGCUGGUAUUUCAAACUCUACAUUCGGGUUCCGUUUGGCUUCUGGUAGUGAAGAAGGCAAAGUUCGAGUUUGGGAUUUACACAAGAGAAAGUCAAUUGCGGUACUCGACUCACACGUCUCCCUGGUCCGUGGCCUCUCAUUUUCUCCUUCCGAAAAUGCGCUUUUAUCUGCAAGCAGAGACAAGACAGUGAUUGUGUGGGAUGCCCGUACCUGGAAAUCUAGGAGGAUUAUCCCCGUGCUGGAGAGUGUGGAGGCUGCAUCGUUUAUUGAAGAUAGUGCAUUGUGUGUGCUGGGUGGAGAGAAUGGCAAACUACGUGUUUGGGAUUGUAAUCGUGGUAGCGAAAUCACCGAGGAUCAGGAGGCCGGCGAAGAGUUUGAAUCCAUUGUGGCCAUCCAAUACUCACCCGGUCUGCCUUUCGUGAUUACUGUCCAUGCAGACCAAAUAAUUCGCUUGCAUUCGCUGGAGGCUCUGUCAAAUUACAAGCCAGGGUCCAAAUUGCAGCCACUGACGAUCACCCGGCGCAUUUCUGGCAAUGACGACGAGAUUAUUGAUCUGGCCUUCGUUGGUCCUGAUCGUUCGAUGCUCGCCUUGGCUACAAACACCGAGAGUAUCCGCAUUGUCUCGAUUGCUCCAUCCGAUGACCGACCCUCGGUCGAGGGCGAAGAGUUUUUUGGCUCCGAUCAGGCACUUCUGGAAGGCCACGAAGAUAUCAUCAUCGCAAUGGAUGUUGACUGGUCUGGUCACUGGCUGGCAACAGCCGCGAAAGAUAAUGCCGCUCGACUUUGGCGCCUGGACCCCAAAACCUCUUCAUACACCUGCUUUGCAAUCUUUACCGGUCACGCCGAAACGUUGGGAGCGAUUGCUUUGCCCCGCGUUCCACCACCGGUUGACAGUGCCGCGUAUAAAGACCCAGUAAACCACCCACCAGCAUUCCUGGUUACAGGCUCUCAGGACCGAACCAUCAAACGAUGGGACACAGGCAAGCUCACUCCGCUUAAGGGCGACACUCCACACACUCCCAAGGCAUUCUACACCCGCAAAGCGCACGAAAAGGACAUUAACGCUCUCGACAUCGACUCCUCAUCUACUUACUUUGCCUCUGCCUCACAAGAUAAGACUGUCAAGAUUUGGUCUGUGGAAGAAGGAUCCGCAGUGGGAAUUCUUCGAGGCCACAAGCGAGGUGUAUGGUCUGUUAGAUUUGCGCCCCAGAAUACACCCAUCAUCAACUCAGAGGCUGGCACAAGCACAAGUCGCGGUUUGAUAGCCACUGCCAGUGGUGACAAGACCGUUAAACUAUGGUCUUUGUCUGACUACAGCUGUCUGCUGACCUUUGAAGGGCAUACAAAUAGUGUCCUGAAGACAGUCUGGCUUCCGCCAUCCCAGAUCUCCAAAGCAACUGGUGGCGAUGACGAAGAUGAAGAUGCUUCGGUUGUCAAGACAGCAGAACAAACGCGACCCCUUAUCGCCUCUGCCGCCGCCGAUGGAUUGGUCAAGAUCUGGAGCCCUUACACUGGUGAAAUCGAAGCCACUCUGGAUAAUCACGAGGAUCGUGUAUGGGCCCUUGCCAGUCCAACGCCCUCUGGCUCGCGCUCCGACGUCAAAGCCAUAGCUUCCAGACUCAACACAAAGCCCUACGCCCUCGCCUCCGGUUCUGCCGAUUCUACCGUGACAUUAUGGACAGAUACAACCUCUGCAACCUACAAGGCUGCCGUGAACGCCAACUCCGAGCGUGUUGAGCAAGACCAGCAACUACAGAAUUACAUCCGUGCCGGUGCCUAUCGCGAAGCCAUCACAUUGGCUCUGCAGCUCAACCACCCGGGACGGCUUCUCUCGCUCUUCACCACAGCUAUCGAUGCAGCUGAUGACCCGACUCUUUCGGAAGAGGACCGUGAAAAGGCAGCAGGCAGCCUGACUGGUAACCCGUCUAUUGAUGAGGUGCUGCAGUCACUCGAUGCAGCCAAUCUACGCACUCUUCUCCUCCGUAUCCGUGACUGGAACACCAACGCACGCACCUCGCGUGUCGCUCAACGCAUCCUAUUUGCCCUUUUCCGAUCAUACCCUGCCUCGACUUUUGUCGAACUGGCAACUCAGUCUGUGCGCGGCAAGAAUGGUCGUACUGCAGCUGGCUUGAAGGAUAUUCUCUCAGCGCUGGAGGCAUACACAGAGAGACAUUACAAACGUAUCGAGGAGCUCGCUGAUGACUCGUACUUAGUAGAAUGGGUUCUUGGAGAGAUGGACGGAGGUAUCGGUCUCGGCGGGCUGAGCCUUGAGGAGAAUGACGAGCAUGAAAAGGAUGUGAAGAUGCUGGAGGCAUAG
This is a messenger RNA of Penicillium taxi, 2871 nucleotides long. RefSeq names its product U3 snoRNA-associated protein UTP13. The transcript is spliced from 3 exons. Gene Ontology annotation, cellular component: small-subunit processome; nucleolus; 90S preribosome. Gene Ontology annotation, biological process: endonucleolytic cleavage to generate mature 5'-end of SSU-rRNA from (SSU-rRNA, 5.8S rRNA, LSU-rRNA); endonucleolytic cleavage in 5'-ETS of tricistronic rRNA transcript (SSU-rRNA, 5.8S rRNA, LSU-rRNA). The record is from RefSeq and is a predicted model, not a curated record. The coding region runs from base 1 to 2871 and encodes 956 amino acids. Lineage: Eukaryota; Fungi; Ascomycota; Eurotiomycetes; Eurotiales; Aspergillaceae. Gene Ontology annotation, molecular function: U3 snoRNA binding; protein binding.